AUGUCAUCAAACUACCCACUCCCAUCCAAAGCCUCGUUGGUGCAACAAUUCAUGGGGAAGACCUUGAAAGACAUACCACUCCCUGCCGCUGUGAUCGAUAUCGCUGCCGUAAGGCGGAACUGCCAGCGCAUGUCCGAUGCUGUGAAAGAUCUCGGAUUCGAUUUUGUUCCACUUGUCAAUGUCCACAAGACAGCAGAAAUCGCCCGUCUCCAGAUUGGCGAUGAUCCAGAACAAGCACGGGUCUUCGUGACCAACCUCUCGGAAGCGGAAAAUCUCUUGCCUCUUCUCUUGGAAUAUCAGAAGGAGGGAAAGCAAGUAAAUGUUAUAUAUGGUGUACCCGUGUCCCCUUCACAAGUCGAGCGGACCGCGAACAUUGCUCGCAUCCUCGGAAGAAGAGGAGGUAUUAUCCGGCUGGUGGUCCAGCAUGCAUCGCAAAUACCACUUUUGCAACAGAUAUCCCGACUUGCAGGCUAUCCAGUGUACGUUUACAUCCAUGUGGAUGUUGAUGACGAACCCUGUGGUGUUCGUCCAGGGAGUCAAGCGUUUCAGGAUCUCUUCUCUCAGAUAGAGCGGAUCGUGCUGCAGGAAGGACCGAUUUCAUUCGUGGGCCCGGGAUUCUACUGCCCCCAGGAACACGGGGAGUUUGUCUUAGAUCCCAAGGAGUUGUUCAGGCCACUCAACAAGCAGCUGUCCGGCUUGCUAGGGGGCUCGCCAGUCCAAAACCUUAGAUUUUCGAUCAAUGCUACUGCCGCCAUCGUACACAUCUCCGAGCUGUUAACGGGCGAGCCAGAGGACGACAAAAGAGAAGCGACAGAGGCCUUGCGAGCAACACUGACUGCUAUUUCUCAAGCAGACAGUUUUGUCGAGGUCCACGACGGCGAUUAUACCCUGAUGGAUCUUAACGCUCUAGCCAGAAAGGAAGUUCUCGGCUUGGGAAAGGCAAGUUCUCGAGAUUUGCAAUCUGUUGCGCUGACCAUCCUCACUGAAGUUUGCUGCAUCUAUACAAGACGUGAAGAAGGUGGUUUCGUCACAGAGGAAGACGAUAGAGGCGAGGCACUUGUUUCCCUCGGAAGUUCCACGUUGGGACCAGAACCUUCCAGGCUGUAUGUGGGAUAUGGUCUCGUGAGCCACUGGAAUUUGGCACCUGAACUUUGGGACUUUAUCGACGGCUUCAGCAGCUUCCACCUAUCUCGCGUAACACCAGAGUGCAGUGUGUUGAAGUGGGACGGCCCUCCAGAAUUGGUGCCACAACUUCAGUCCGGCCAAAGACUACGGGUAUACCCAAAUGAUGCUGCCAAAGCUAGUCAGGAAUUUGGGUGGUAUUUCGUGAUAAACUCAAGUAAAGUAGGGAGAGAAGAUGAGAUAGUCGACAUUUUUGUGAGAUGGAGAUGA
Molecule: messenger RNA, 1392 nt
Organism: Hyaloscypha bicolor E
Lineage: Eukaryota; Fungi; Ascomycota; Leotiomycetes; Helotiales; Hyaloscyphaceae
Exons: 3
Coding region: 1-1392 (463 amino acids)
Biological process (GO): D-serine catabolic process
Molecular function (GO): D-serine ammonia-lyase activity
Source: RefSeq, a predicted model, not a curated record